AAAAUCUAACCCUAAGAAUACAUACAAUACUACAAUAUAUGUUGCCAAACCCUAGACCAAAGAGUACCAUGAUUCACUACCUACACUCAUCUAUGUUGAAAACAAUUCAAUUUUGUUAUAUUUUAAUUUAUAUCACUUAAAACUGUUUAUAAUUACAUUAUUUUAAUUUUUUGCUUAUCAAAAUAUUUUUUAAAAAAUUUAAAAAUUAUUUUUAAGAUAAGCUACACCAGAAGACUUACUUUGAAGUCGUUCAGAUGACUUCCAACAUCUUAAACGACUUAGACGAUUUACUAGGGUUAUAUUCGUAAAAAUGGCUUCUGUUUUUUUGUUUGGUCACAAGGAGCUGGACUGUAAUUUCACAAGGCUUGUAGGUUAGUUUUGCAUUUGAUUCAAGUUUGGGUAUAAGUUUAGGGUUAAAAUCAAGUUGUGGGUUAAUUUUAGUAAAUUUUCCUAUUUUUUUCUCCAUAGAAAACAAUCAAUUAAUUUGGGAUUCUUAUGCAUGCAUUCAUUUACAAGCAUUAUAUCAUUUAUUUGAAAUUUGAUGUUGUAUAUAUGUAUUCAACCCACUAUAUCAUAAUUUUAAAGUUAAUUUCAACGGUCACGAAGAAAUCACCUGAUCAUCUUCAUUUAUUGUACACACGUAAACUCCUAAACAUAUGAUAAUUUGUAUAACGUAGAUUAAAAUCAUAGAUCCAAUGGUGUAAAACAGUAAAAGUUUUGUAUAUAUCUAAAUUAUCUCUGAAGUAAACAAACUUUUUUUUGUCUAAAAGCCGUUGAAGGGUGGAUGUAAUGUCCCACACGGCGCACUCUUUACAAUUGUCAACCAAUUUUGUUCAGUUUCAUCUUUUUCUGACAUGAUUUCUUCAGAUUUAAUCUUUUACCUACUGGUUUUAUAUUACCCAGGGUAAGAAAUUAAUAACCGAAAGUUCACAUAUUCUCAACAUCGUCACGUGAAACAGGAAAACAAUAUUUUACUUUACUUAUUCAUAUUGAUAUUCAUUAAGAUGGGGCAUGAUCGUCUGAUAUAAUAUAAUUUAUAGCCUAUUUUUUUUUGCAUACAAUUUCUAGCGUUUACCAUAACUUUUUUUUUUUAAAUUGGGCAUCAUUAAAUAUAGGACGUACACUAUUUUCUUACAAUAUAAGUUUUUUUUUUUGAACAACAUUUCUUACAAUAUAAGUUUAAACGUAUAUGGAAACUAAAUUUCAACGAUAUAUAUAUAUAUAUAUAUAUAUAUUAUAAUUAUAAAAUUUGCAUGAGCUGAGGUCUUUUUUUAACACUUUUUUUUUAUUGAAACUGAUUUGGAAUAUGACAUCAAAGCAUAAUAUAGUUCCGUCUCAAUACUGCAAUCUGCAACAUAUAAAAAUCCAAAAAAUCAACAUAUAAAUUCUAUCCUUUCGGGCUUUUUCAAUUGUACCAACAACAAUAUUAUAAUUUUUAGUUUUCUAGAAUAAAGAUAAUGAUUUCAUUUGAAGAAAAACAAAACUCUUCAACAACCCUAAAUGGGGCGGUCUUCCAUUGCCGUAAAGUAGUACUUGCAAAGCUUAAGAACAAACACAAACAAGACCAAAUAAUUGAGUUCAUUAGCUCAUAGCAUGUUAACCUUUUUUUUUUAAUAAAAAAAAUGCAUGUUAACCUUUUUUAAAUACAUUUUUUGUUAGAACAUGCUAUUUCGUUUAUCAUGAAACUUCACCAAAUAUCAAAGUUCAUUUUAAAAACAAGAAAACCCAUUAAAGACGAUGAAUGGUAAAACUACAAGUUGCUCUAUACAAUCAUUCUAAAAUUAGUGUAAAUCAUAAAACCAAAAUUAAAAUUAAAAUCAUGAGAAAAAAAACGAGAAGGAAUUAAUUAUACCAAUAGAUAGAGGUCGAUAGGGUUUGGUUGUCAAAAGAAAAAAGAGAGAGAGAGAGAGAAUGGGGUUGGUGAAGGCACCGUCAUUGGUUGAGUUAGGUGCCACGUGUGAAGAUAUUGUGUUCUCACAUUAUAAAAUUAAAUUUUGAUAUCAUAAUCAAAAAGUAUUUGAAACAUGUGUCAUAUGGUGAUAGGAAGAAAAGCAAAUGAUGGUGGUUAUAGUUUCAGUGUUUCACGCAAUAUUCAAGAUACCGCUAGAGAUUAGCUGAAUCUUUGUUUGAUAUUGACAUACACUCCGAUUGCCGGUGGUUUUAAACCCAGGAGAAAAUCUUAGAAACUCUGUACUACUUUUUGACCUUGAAUCUUUUUGUUUUUUUUUGGUAAAAUAUUAAAAUGAAAAACUGUUUCACCUUUUUGCCAGAAAAUCCGAAUAAUGCUUUUUGCCAGAAAAUCCGAAUAAUGUAAAGACAUCCGCAUUGGCAAGUGUCUCCAUAGAUCUCUCAUGAUUAAAAUAACAAAACACAAAAAAGUACUCACUCUGUUCCAAAAUAGAUGAAAUUUUAAGAUAUUGCACAAUUAUUAAAAAAAUUAUUUUUUAUUUAAAAUAUCAUUAAAUUAUAAAUUAAAAAUUAUUUAACCAAUUAAAAAAUAGUCUACAAAAACAUUAUUGGUUACACAGUUUUAGAUAAAGUUAAAAAGUUACAUUAAUAUAUGGAAACAUCAUCUAUUUUGAAACAUCCAAACUUUCCUUAAACAUCAUUUAUUUUGAAACAGAAGUAAUAAGUAAAAGAAAAAAAGAAGGUGUUGAUCGGUUCUUCUCAGAGGUGCUCACAUCUUUUGUUGAGAAAUUUUUAUUAAAUAUGUUACCUUCUCAUUGGGUAAUAUUUUUUUAUCAUUAUAACAGGUCUUGAGAGAUCCAUCGUUUCUUUUUAUCACUAAUGUUGACCUAAAUAGUUAUUUCCACUGUGAAUUGAACCCAAAUGAGGGUAGUUACAACCACAACUUCUUUAUCACUGGGUCAACUCGACGUUGGUCCUUGAAAUUUUCUUUGUCUAAUGAAAUAUUCUCCACGUUUCAGUUUAGUUGUCGUUGUAGAGUAAAAUUUUCGUUUUAAAACAUAUAUUGUUUAUAAUUUUAAUGCAAACUUUAUUGACUUCAUAUUUCAAUUUAUUUUUUUACUGAUUGAAAUGUGGUUUGAUGUAUUGACAAUGAUGUUCUUUUCUAGUAAAUAUACAAAACUAAAUUUUUCUUUAAUAUAUGUACUCAGGUCUAAAUCAAUACUCCAUUCCUUCCACAAAAAUAAACUUUUUAGUAUUUUCACACAUAUUAAGAAAACAUAUUAAAUUACUAUAAUAAAUGUAUUAUUUUUUGUAAUUUUUAAUUUUCAAUAACUUUUAACCAAUAGUAAUUCAAUUAAUUCAAUUAAUUUUUUUGAAGUUUAUAAUUUUUUCAUAGAAAACACAAAAAAUACAUAUAUUUGUGAAACAAAAUUUUUUUUCUAAAAAGUCUAUCUUAAUGGAAUGGAAAGAAUAAUUUAAAUGAAAUGAACGAAGAAAAUGGUAAAGUACAUUUAUUGCAUGUCUCCACGGGACUAGUCAGUUGAUUUUCUUGAACCGGACUUUUAGCUUGAUUAUUCCAAUAUUUUGCUGAGUCUUAGUAAUUUGAAACAAACUGAUUAUUCUAAAUUGUAUAUGGUUUUAGUUUCUUUUUCAAGAAUUUCUAUAUAAGUAGUUAGAUAAUUGACCUUUAUAGUUUUGAUAUUUUCACGUAAUUUUCUUAUGAUAAAUUCUGUACAUGUUCAAUAUAUGAUUAUAUAUAUGUUGUACGAAAAUUAUUUCAAAAACAUGUAUAUUAGCCAUGGAUUUCGUACUGUAUUUAUAUAGGUGUGGUGAGUAGAGAACAAAUUUACUCUAUGAGCCAAACAGGGCCGUCUCAAAUUUAUUUUAGACCCUGUUCAAAAAAAAUAUAAAUCGUACAUUUUAUCAAGUAAUUUUAAAAUUUAAUAACUUUGUCUGAUUUUUUUAAAUUAUAAGCUCAAAAUUUAGCAUUAUAUUUAAAAUUUUAAAGUUUCUUACCAUAAUUUAUCUAUAUAUUUUAAAAAUUCUUAAACUUUUUAUUUUUAUAUUUCGGGGCCCUGUUCGACCGCUCCACUUGCGCGUGCUGUUAGACGGCCCUGGAGCCAAAUAUGAAGAGAAAGAUUGUGUAUGUUAGUAAUGGAUUCGUGAAGACUCAUUUUGCUCAAUACCUCCAGUUGGAAGCAAUAUUAAAAAUGCACACUAUUUGAUGUAUGUGUAGGUUACUAUAAUUUUUUUGUCUAGAGUUUCUCAUUACUAAUAUAUCUUUAAAUGAUAAUAGUAAUAUCUUUUUAAGGCUUUUUUUACUAGCUUUAGUGAUAAAGUCUUCUAUCUUAAGAGUAAAGGUGCUAUGUUCGGAUUUCAUCAACUGCGCCGAAGAAAUGUAGCAACUAGCAACCAACUAUUGUCUAUGGUUCAAAAAAAUUAAUUAUUGGUUUUCGUGUAGAAUUUAUUACGUACAAUAAAAAAUUCGUUUAAGUUUGUGAUACAAUUUUAGUAUGUGCAAAUAGAACAGUAAACACAAUCUUAAUUAAACAUCAUAAUUGUUAAAGAGAAUUUUAAAUAUGUGUAUAAAUUUCAGUUUAUUUAUUUCUGUAAAAAAUAUGAAUAUAAUACAUUUUCUAAAAUAGUUUGAAAUUUGUCUUGAGUGGUAUAUAAAUAAAAGAAAAGUCUUUUAUCUUCUCGAAAGCAGGUUUUAAGUCAACAAUGUAAACUCAAAUGUCAAGCGCCAAAUCUAACUUAUACAUUAACAUAUAAAUAAAUCUAUUACUAAAGUUCUAGCUGACUAUAAAAAGACAAGAAUUCAACAAAAGUAGUUCGAACUUGGAAGUCAAUUAAUGUUCUGUUACUUGGCAGUUGGCACUACCAAACAACCGAGACAAACAGCCGAGACGGCGAGACAUGAUCAUGAGCUGAACGGGAAUAUUGUAUUAUGGUCUUAUUAUAUUUGAUAGGCUCGUCGUCGGCUUUAUAAUACUCGUCGUCGGCUUUAUAAUGCUCGUAUUUAUUCAAGCCCAGAGUAAAGACUGAGCCCAAAAUUCUAAAUAGUUCACUAAAUAUUCAAAGUUGACCAAAUAUGGAUGUGACCGACCUGAUAAAACAAAAUCAUAUUAUUUCUUGGGAUUUUUGCCGAUAAGGAACAAAAAAAGCAUAUCUUUGUCCCCUUACAAUAAAAAACCCAAACUUUGUCCCUUUAGAACAAAAAAAAAUGAAAAACCUGUUUUGUCCUUUUUAAUAAAAUAGGUUAAUAGUAAGAAGUAAAAAACAAACGGAUUCAGUGAAAAAUUGCUUCACUUUCUUUGUCUCCGACUCCCGUUUCAUAAGGAACAAAAGGCGAUUCCGCCGUCGACUCUCUCUUUAUUUUAUCCGUUCAAGUUCGUCGGAGACGACGAUAUCGUCGUCACAUCUCUCCUUCGUCCUCCUUCUGUCGUCUUUACUCUUUUUGAAUCAUCGAUUACAGAGAAUUGAAGGUUAGGGUUUGGAAAUCCCCUUUCUGAUUUUUUUCCGUUUUUGUUUACGUGCAUGUAGUAUAAAGAGCAUGAAUUGUUUAAAAAUACAAAUCGAAUCGCAUUUUGAUUUUCGUUUGUGGGUUGAGUUGAUUGUGAGGUCAUCGUAGUUCUUGUUCUAUACGAUUCUGAGUUAUAUUUUGUUUGGUAUUGAAUUUGCUUUGUGUUUUGAAUUCGUAAUGGACUUAAAAGGCUAAUGAGUUGAUGUUUUUGAUUUCAUGUUUUAUAGGAAUGGAUUACCAGUUUCCAAAACGCUUUAUUGAAGAAGGAGCUGAGACCAAGAUUGAUAAGAUUAACAACACCUGUAGGCGCACGAUUCUGGGGACGCUGAAGGUGGUUCUCAGGGAUGAGUAUCAAGAAGUUUUGAAAGACCCUGUCUUCGGUCCGAUUCUGGCAAUCGUAGAGAACAAGCUUAUUUACUCAGGAAAGGUUAUUCACAGUUUCAUAUGCAAGCAGCUCAAGGUUUCCAAGCUUCACGAGUUGUGGUUUCUAUUUGCAAAGAGGCCUCUCAGGUUUUCUAUGCAAGAGUUUUAUGCUGUGACUGGAUUGAAGUUCAAAGAAGAACCCGACGUAGACUUCAAUAACUGGAAGAGUGAUAAGGGGUUCUGGAGCACGGUGCUGAAGGAAAAUAAGAAGAUCAACUUAUUGGUUAUAAGGGAUGAGCUCCUUAAAGUCUGUAAGGAGUGGACGUAUGUGGACAGGGUGCGACUAGUGUAUCUGUGUAUAAUACAUGGAUUCGUCAUUGCGAAGGAUUUGAGAGUGUUUAUCCCUCACGAGUUCAUCCGUUUGGUGAUGGAUUUUGAGAAAAUGAGGAUGUAUCCUUGGGGUCUUCGCGCCUAUGAUGAGCUGCUUGCAUCAAUAUUCAAAGCAAGGGAAGAUGUGCAUCUGAAGAACAGCUAUGUAUUGGAUGGAUUCUCAUAUGCGUUUCAGAUAUGGAUUAUGGAGGCAAUCCCAGACAUCGGUUCUAUGGUGGGUAAAAAGAUCAAAAACAACUUGACGAAAGUGAGAUGUAGGAAUUGGAAAGGAAGUGGAAAAGUAUCAUAUCAAGAUAUCACCAGCCUAGAGUCCAACUUUGAUAAGGGAGAGCUGUUCCCGUUUAUAUCAUCUACUGGGAGCUUGGAUGCAACUGAUAAUGCUGAGUUCUUUAGGGAAGAUGAGAAGAAUGACGAAAGAGUCAAUCGCAUUGUUGCUCUGAUCAGUGCCAAACAAGACUGGAAGCAAUUCACUUGGGAAGUUGAGACUCUGCCUCCAAAUAUGGAGUUAUCUGACGCAGAAGAGGAUGUCGAAGUUGAAAAUGUCACAGAAACACCUGUGGAGGAACCGGCUGUUGUUGAAGAGGAACCAGCUGUUGUUACAAAAAGGGGGAAGCGUAAGCUAAUUGAUCCUGGUGUCGAGUCUCGAAAGAAACAACUUCUUUGUCAAAGAGCGGCUGAACAUAACAGUGUUGUCUCCGGUGAUAUGAAGACCUUCAUUGAAGGUUUGUUCAACUCUUCUUUCAAUUCUUUUAAGGAGCUGCUGCAGAAGGACAUACAAGAGCGUUUUGACAAGGUCGACAAUGAGAUGGCUCAACUGAAGGCAACAGUGUCGCAGAUUACGGGUCCUUCAGUUGCAGUGGGACGAGACAUAGCAUCUGAGAUUCUCUGUCCUUCUGCAACACUUGGGAAAGAGCAAGAGAAAUCAUCACAGAGUCCGGGUCCUUCAGGAGCAAAGGGAAAAGGCAAAGGCAAGGCAUCUGUGAGUGUUGAUCCUCCUCCGCUUCGUCGUAGCCCUCGGCCAGUAAGAAAGGUAACCAAAACAUGAAGCUUUGAAUUAUGUAGGACGAAACAUCUUCCGUUGUAAGUGUUUAUGUGGUUUGACUAUUUUGUAAUGUCCUUGUAUUGUGCUAUGUUGCAUAUCGGCUUGUAAUGUAUCUUUUUGUUUGCUAUGAAGUGAACUGAUAACUUUGACAUGUUAGCUUGGCUAUUUUGUAAUGUUUAGAACUUGGCUAUUCUCCACAGCAAUGGUUAGUGGCUUCGAAUGCUUAGAACUUAAAGUUCUACGUUUAAAAAACCAUCGAGUCAUCAUUUCCCUAAUGCUGUCCAACAAAGGUAUCACUGGAAACUCUCUAGGCGUACGCAAAGCUGCAUUUAUCGACUCCGCAGGGUUAGUAGUCCUAAUAUCAUAUCUGUAACCCGGAAACUGACAACGAGCCCACUUCCUCACAUCGGCAUCUAUGAGAUACUGUCCAAUUUCAGGACUAAUAGCGAAAAUAGCAGUGAAGACCUUACGAAAAUCAGCAGCUCGAUAAGCUUUAGAAGCCUUAGCAACCAAACCAGCCACACCUUUCCCGCUGAAAUAUGUUACAACAUUAUUCAGCAAGUGGUGAAUGCAAAUUCCAUGAUGAGCUUGCGGGUACACUCUCGCAAUAGCUUUAGCAAUUGAGGAAUUCCUAUCAGACACAAAAGCUAAACUAUGGUCGUCAGCAAUGACCAUAUUAAGUUGUCUCAUAAACCAGUUCCACGCGAGGUCAUUCUCUGAGUCGACAACUCCAAAGGCAAUAGGAUAUAAACUCGAGUUUCCAUCUAAUGCUGUAGCAACUAGUAAUACUCCUUUGUAUUUGCUCUUCAAAAAAGUCCCAUCCACCACAAUAACUUUUCUAAUUGCAGCAUAGAAACCGCGAACACUCUGACCAAACGAGAUGAAGAGGUAUUUGAAUCUCCCUUUUGUAUCCCUUUCAUAAAAUGUGUGUGACCCUGGAUUAGCUUCCUUCAUCAUAUGCAAGUAUUUAGGAAUUUUUUCAUAACCUUUCUCCGGAAUACCUUUAACUGCGUUGAUUGCAUAUUCACGUGCAUCCCACGCCAAAGAAUAGGAUAUCUCAACUCCAUAUACCAUACGCAUAUACUGGAUUAUAUCAUCCGAUCUCGGUCCUUCUUUAGCAGUUUCAUACUUAUGCAUGAUCAGAGUACCCACUGUUUUUGCUGAAACUGUCCUAACAGAACCCUUCCUAUUGGAGGCAGCACAUGAAUGAUCAGGUACAUACUUUUUGAUGAUAAAAUACGAUGAGCCUGUUAAACCCUCUGCACGAACACGCCAUGUGCAGUCAUCAUCUGAGCAACGAAUGUACCAUACUUUUUUAUCCGAUCUGACAACCACGUAGUCGAAAUUAUUUUUCAUUGCACAUAUUUCGAAUGCUGCCUUCAAAAGUGUUUUGGAAGUAAAAGAUUGACCCUUCUUCACAACAUCUACCAAAGAAAAGCGAACACCAUCUUCAUUGAUCUUUUCUUUGUCACACUUUUUGUCAUCUUCACUGUCAGGUACCUCAACAUCUUGUUCUGAAUCCAUAUCACUUGAAUCGUCAGACUCCAUAAGCGCUUCCUCUCUGUUAGGCGACUCACUACCUUCUUCCGCUAUGUUAGAGGCUUGAGUACUCACACACAACUGCGUCGAAGCUUUGUUCUUUACAUAUGUAAGAAAAUUUCGAACUUGUCUUUCACUGGUGAUGAUAACAGGGGGUGAGUAGAUGCUAUUGAUCAAAUCGGAAGGUAAAUAACUCAGCUCUAUAUUGACCAUGUUUACAUCAAUUCCAAAGUCUUCACACACCAUAGCCUUUAGGUUUUCAAAGCUUGAACUUGUGUCCAAAGUAAGUAACCUGCCUCCUUUUUCUUCAUCAACAAGAAAUCCCCAUCCAUUGUUCAUCGACGAUUUCCACAAACCACAUGAAGCAUAUAUGUUAAUCUUCAUAUUUUAGAAUGACAAAAGUUUGAAAGAACUAAAAAAUGAAGAAAACUUCCACGUUGAAUUUCAGAAAUCGUGGUAUGUUGAACAAGAAAACAAGAUUUUAGGAAAGACAAUUAAAAAAGGAAAUUCAAAACAUUUAAAAGAUUUUCUGAAUAUUUCCUAACCGUUUUUGGCUAGAUUUCCGGAUUUUGUAAUUUUAUUAGGUAGAAUUUGCAUUCUAUCUAUUUAGAAAUUAGAAGACCUGGUAGAAUACUGUAUACCACUGGUGUAGACAAAAAUACAAUCCGAAUAAUGCAUUUCCUACCUUAGUAGGUUAAUUAGUUUUUGUAGCGCAUCAAAUCUACCAGUUACGUAGAGCAUAGAGGGAAUGAGGAAUUUAUAUUCUUCUCCAGUAGUUGUUUAUGUUUUCGGUGUAUUGUGCAUGCUACGACUAGUAGAUCACUAUGUCUUUGUUAGAUUAUAUAUUCUAAACCUCCGUAGAUGGUAGAUCUGAUUUUCUAACCCCUUUACCCCAUUUUUGAAAUUAUUAUUCAAACAUUUUUUGAAUCCAAAUUUAUUUUUCUUAUAUGCAGUUGUUUAUCUACAUCUAAUAUACAAUUUUUUCAGAAUUUUUUGCCUUCUAAAAAAAUUAAUAUGAAUUUUUAUAUACAAAAAGGGUAGUGAAUGUCCAAAAGUGACAAAAGUUUAUUUUGUUCUAAAGGGACAAUACCUUAGUUUACUUGUUCUAUUUUCCCAAUUUUCCC
Messenger RNA from Brassica rapa (field mustard), 9889 nucleotides. RefSeq lists its product as uncharacterized. Lineage: Eukaryota; Viridiplantae; Streptophyta; Magnoliopsida; Brassicales; Brassicaceae. The record is from RefSeq and is a predicted model, not a curated record.